AUGCAAUUAAACAAUAAUAAUCAUUUUGAUUUUGUAUAUUAUGGUCAUCAUUCAAACCCACACAUUAAUAAAAUUAAAUUAAUUUUUGAAGAAUUAAAAUCGUUAGGUGUAACAUGGGAUUUCAGAGAAAUAAAUACAGUUAAACAAGAAAAUUAUUCAGAUGAAUUUAUAGAGCAAAACCCAAAUAAAAAAAUACCAGCAUUGGUUGAUAAUACAUUUGAAGAACCAUUUUUCAUAUUCGAAUCAGGAUCAGUUUUAAUUUAUUUAAGUCAAAAAUACAGCAAAUUCUUACCAGAUUUCAGAAUCAAUUCAGGGGUUAAUACAUGGACAGUGUAUCAAGUUGCAAAUUUAGGAUCUAGCCUUUCUCGUUAUACUCCAUCUUCAAAUGAAUUUUCACAAAAGCAGCCACAGCAAUUGGAUAGCGAAGUAGAAAGAGUAUUAAAGUUAUUAGACGAAAGAUUGGCAGUUAAUCAAUACAUAGGUGGUAAAGAUUAUUCUAUUGCUGAUAUUGCAACUGCUGGUUGGUUACUCUAUUUAAAUCAUAUGCCACUUUUUAAUUGCACAAGGGAUUCUCACAAAAAUAUUUUCAAAUGGUUAGAGUUAAUAAAUCAAAGAGAAUCAGUCCAAAAAGUUUCAAGUCAAAUUAAAGAUUCAUUAAUUAGCUUCAAUUUAAUCCCAACAAUUCGUUCACUUUAAUAAAUAAUAUGUAAAGAUAAUAAUAGCAACAACAACAACAAUAAUAAUAUAAUAAUUAAUAGUAUAAUAAUUUAAAAUAUAAUACACUUGUAAAUAAAUAUGUAAAUAAAAUUUAAAAUC
Dictyostelium purpureum is the source of this 816-nucleotide messenger RNA. RefSeq lists its product as uncharacterized. The transcript has 2 exons. The record is from RefSeq and is a predicted model, not a curated record. NCBI's taxonomy places the organism in Eukaryota, Evosea, Eumycetozoa, Dictyosteliales, Dictyosteliaceae. Bases 1 to 696 code for a protein of 231 amino acids.